AUAAAAGUAUUUGACAUAAAUGGCAACAUGUUUUGUAAAAUGUCAAUUUGUAUGGCGGUGCGUCCCUUUUUUGCUAAUCAUUGCCGUUUUUUUACAAAUAAAGUAAUAUUUACAAUUAAACAACCCACAUUAAAACCGUGUGUCAGCAAAUUACUAAACUUCUUCCCGAAUAAAAAUCAAUUGUGCGCUUGUGCAUCAACUUCGUUCACACCAACGAACAUGACAUUCGAAUACCCGGAGGCGCGAAGAGAUGACACCAUUGUCGACGACUAUCAUGGAACAAAGAUUAAAGAUCCGUACCGCUGGCUAGAAGACCCAGACUCCAACGAGACCAAAGAGUUCAUAGAGGCAGAGAACAAAAUAACCCGACCUUACCUGGACGCAUGUCCCGUAAAAACAGAUAUACACGAGCGACUGACAGAACUAUGGAACUAUCCCAAAUAUUCUUGCCCAUUCAGAAGAGGUGACAGAUACUUCUUCUUUAAGAACACUGGAUUGCAGAAUCAAAACGUCCUAUACGUUCAAGAUAGCCUUGACGGCGAGCCACGUGUGUUCCUCGACCCUAACACAUUAUCGGAGGAUGGCACAAUUGCGCUCUCAGGCAGCAGGUUCACGGAAGACGGUGCUACUUUUGCCUAUGGAUUGUCAGCUAGUGGCUCUGAUUGGAUCACCAUACACCUGAAAGAUGUAGCUACAGGUGAAGAUUACCCAGAGGUUUUAGAAAAAGUAAAAUUCGCAUCGAUGUCGUGGACGAAAGACAAUAAAGGAUUAUUUUAUUCGCGGUAUCCGGAACAGACAGGCAAGACAGAUGGCUCGGAGACAGAAGUGAACAGGGACCAGAAACUUUGUUACCACCGUCUCAACACGCCCCAGGCUGAGGACGUCAUAGUCGUUGAGUUCCCAGAGGAGCCGUUAUGGAGAAUUGGUGCGGAGGUGACGGAUUGCGGCAAAUACCUGAUCGUGUCUCCAGUGAAGGACUGUCGCGACAACCUCCUGUUCUUCGCAGACCUCAGUAAGAAUCCGGACAUCACCGGGAAACUACCACUUACGCAGAUUGUACACAAGUUUGAGGCUGAUUAUGAGUAUGUUACAAAUGAGGGUUCAGUAUGCAUAUUCCGGACAAACAAAAAUGCUCCCAACUAUAGACUGAUCAAAAUUGACCUACACAACCCAGCAGAAGAGAACUGGGAAACUCUUAUACCUGAACAUUCAAGCGACGUGUUAGAUUGGGCGUCAGCGGUAGACAAUGACAAAUUAGUACUACAUUACGUUCGUGAUGUAAAGAGCGUGUUACAACUGCACAGUAUGAAAUCUGGAGAGCUACUGCAGACCUUCGACCUCCCCGUCGGCUCCGUGGUCGGUUUCUCCGGGAAGAAGGAGCACAGUGAAAUCUUCUACCACUUUAUGUCGUUCCUCACGCCGGGAAUCAUUUACCACGUGGACUUCAAAAAACAACCGUACACUCCCACCGUAUUCAGAGAAGUGAAAGUAAAAGGAUUUGACGCAUCGCAAUAUGAGGCUAAACAAAUAUUUUAUUCAAGCAAAGAUGGCACUAAAGUUCCUAUGUUUAUAGUAUCUAAAAAGAACUUACCUCGCGACGGCUCGAACCCGGCGCUUGUGUACGGCUAUGGUGGCUUCAAUAUCAAUAUUCAACCGAGUUUCAGCGUGACUCGGCUCGUAUUUAUGCAGCAUUUCAACGGGGUCGUCGCUAUACCAAACAUUAGAGGCGGAGGGGAGUACGGCGAGCGGUGGCACAACGCGGGCCGUCUGCUCAACAAGCAGAAUGUGUUCCACGACUUCCAAGCGGCGGCCGAGUACCUGGUGCGGGAGCGGUACUCGCGGCCCGCGCUGCUCACCAUACAGGGCGGCUCCAACGGCGGCCUGCUGGUCGCCGCCUGCGCCAACCAGCGCCCCGACCUCUACGGCGCCGCCAUCGUGCAGGUCGGCGUUCUGGACAUGCUGCGGUUCCAGAAGUUCACAAUCGGGCACGCGUGGGUUUCCGAUUACGGCAGCUCGGACGAGAAGGUGCACUUCGACAACCUCAUCAAGUACUCACCACUGCACAACAUACAUUCCCCAGAUGAUGAGCCGGGCGAGUACCCGGCGACGUUGGUGCUGACGGCGGACCACGACGACCGCGUGGUGCCGCUGCACUCGCUGAAGUUCAUCGCCGCGCUGCAGCACGCCGCGCGCCACACGCGCCAGCGCAGGCCCCUGCUGGCGCGCGUCGACACCAAGGCCGGCCACGGCGGCGGGAAACCCACCGCUAAGAUCAUCGACGAGCACACAGACAUUCUGUGCUUCAUGACGCAAGCGCUGGGACUGAAAUUCGUGAAGUGAACCUGCCAUAAUAAUAAAUCCGAUAAUAGUAUUAAUGAAUAAGAGAUUAAUGCAAAUAGUAUUAUGUAAAUAUACCCACAAGCACAGUCUGUUGAUUACCUCUGGGUCUUGCUAAGACUGGUGAUAAUUGUUACGCAUUGCUAUUUUUUUUAUUAAUAAAACCUUGUUUUUAUUU
Messenger RNA from Achroia grisella, 2515 nucleotides. RefSeq names its product prolyl endopeptidase. The record is from RefSeq and is a predicted model, not a curated record. Gene Ontology annotation, cellular component: cytosol. Gene Ontology annotation, molecular function: serine-type endopeptidase activity; oligopeptidase activity. NCBI's taxonomy places the organism in Eukaryota, Metazoa, Arthropoda, Insecta, Lepidoptera, Pyralidae. The transcript is spliced from 16 exons. Bases 28 to 2340 code for a protein of 770 amino acids. Gene Ontology annotation, biological process: proteolysis.